Molecule: messenger RNA, 1200 nt
Organism: Daucus carota subsp. sativus
Lineage: Eukaryota; Viridiplantae; Streptophyta; Magnoliopsida; Apiales; Apiaceae
Product: F-box/kelch-repeat protein At3g23880-like
Exons: 1
Coding region: 1-1200 (399 amino acids)
Molecular function (GO): protein binding
Source: RefSeq, a predicted model, not a curated record
AUGGGGAAGUCCCUGAUUGAUAUUUCUGAGGAGCUACAAAUCGAGAUCUUCCUGAAGCUUCCGGUAAAAUCUUUAUUGUUAUGUAAGUGUGUCUGUAAGCACUUUCGUUGUGUCAUUCAAAACCCUAAUUUUGUGCGCACUCAUCUCGCUUCAAUUAAUCGUUCUGAUUCUCAAUCCCUAGUCUUGUUACACUCUGGCUGGCACUCAUUCUAUCAAUUGAGACAUUAUUUGUUAUCAGUGGAUGUUAAUAACACAAAACAAGUGCUUUCUUGUUUACCCCUUAAUCCCCCCAUUCCGAUUAUCGACACAAGUUUCCGCUAUUCUGUUAUUGGUUCGUGCAACGGUCUGAUUUGUGUUGCUAUUUGGUAUCAGUAUGAUCAUACUUUUGACGAUGCUAAUGCCAAAACUCCUGAUUUUUCGAUACAAUUAUGGAAUCCGGUUAUUAGACAAUGUAGAUUUCUCCCUAAACAUCAAUCUACUUGUAAGCCUGAUGUUCUUGAAUUUGGUUAUGUCCCCGAAAUUAAUGAUUAUGUGAUUGUAAAAGUUGGAUCUCCGGGAUUUGAUAUUGAGGUCUACAAGAUGAGCGCCGAUUCUUGGACAACUAUUCAUUGCAAUUAUUUUGCUGGUGUUGAUUCCAUUCCUACUGUCUAUCGAGUUCAGACUCCUGUCUUCUUGAAUGGAUCUUUUCAUUGGGCCACCAAAAGGAGCAAACAACACAGAACAAAUGAGACCGACUAUAUUGUGUACUAUAAAGUUAAAGAUGAGAAGGUAGGAAUUAUGAAUGUCUUUGAUAAUUAUAGUGCUAUUUUUGAUAUAGUGGUGGAUGAUGAUGAGAGAUCUUUUGAUGAGUGGAAACUUUCGGUGAUAGAUGAAAGAUUAGCCAUGAUACAUUGGUGCGGGGAACGAGGGAACUUAUUCGAAGUAUGGGUGAUGAAUGAUUAUGGUAUUGAUAAUUCCUGGACGCGACUCUUUCAAAUUGCUGAUACUUUGUGUAGUUAUGUAAAUCCCAUGGGUUACUGGACUAAUGGAUUGAUGUUGCUUGACCGGACAUUAUGUUGGAAGAGGGGCUUUGAUAACUUGCAGGUGUUUUUCUUUUAUGAUGUUGAAACUAGAUCCUUGAAGAAAAUUCCGCUGGACCAUUCAACGGGGUUUAUUAAUGGUUUUUCAAGUUUUGUAGAAACUCUGGUUCCCGUGAGAUAA